Molecule: messenger RNA, 1334 nt
Organism: Cucurbitaria berberidis CBS 394.84
Lineage: Eukaryota; Fungi; Ascomycota; Dothideomycetes; Pleosporales; Cucurbitariaceae
Product: NAD(P)-binding protein
Exons: 2
Coding region: 300-1208 (302 amino acids)
Molecular function (GO): oxidoreductase activity, acting on the CH-OH group of donors, NAD or NADP as acceptor
Source: RefSeq, a predicted model, not a curated record
CCAGAGGAAAGCAUCGUGAACGGCCACACGCCCGACUUGUCCAUUGACCUAGAUCCUCCUUGUCUAAAGCUUGGCCAUGCUUGCUCGGUGCAUUUCCGACCUCACGAUGAAGAAACGGCAGAAGCGCCGACGAAAUGUGGCCAGUUAGUAGGUUAUGAUGGUCCACCAUGGCCCCCCGCAUAUAACAUAGAAGAGGUCAACCAUAACCCCACCAUACUGGCACAAAUCGUCGCAACGAAACGCAAUUUGUCCCAAGCACGUUUGAACACCAACGGAAUAUUUCCUUCACCUACGCGACCAUGGCUACCAGACCACAACACACUCGCACGGCCUCUACCAACCUGGGUAGCGGCGCUGGGCAACGCGCGCUUGAAGGAAGGGUGGGCAUCGUGACGGGAGCAUCGAGGGGUAUCGGCGUCGAGAUUGCCCGCGCUCUGGCCAGCAAAGGCUGCAACGUCGUCCUCAACUACACGUCGGACUCGUCGACGCAGACGGCUGAGGCUUUGGCAGCCGAGCUCGAAUCCGAAUAUGGCAUCAAGGCGAUCGCGGUGCAGGCCAGCAUGGGCUCAGAGACGGGCCCCAAGCACUUGGUAGAGGUGACCAAGAACCACUUCCAGCACCCGAAGACGGGCAAGUUCCAGCUAGACAUCCUCAUCAACAACGCGGGCGUGGCAGGCAACAACUUGGUGCAGAAUGUCGACUGCGACGACUUUGCAAGGCAAUUCAACAUCAACGUGCGGGGCCCGCUCCUGCUAGUACAAGCAGCCAUCCCGUACUUGCCCACGGAUCGCUCUGGGCGCAUCGUCAGCCUCUCGUCGGUCAGCGCGUCGCUGGGCUACAAGGGCCAGUCCAUCUACGGUGCAACCAAGGCGGCGCUUGAGAGCAUGACACGGACCUGGUCUCGCGAACUGGCGGAACGAUGCACGGUCAACGCCAUCAACCCAGGGCCCGUGGCCACAGACAUGUACUGGAGCAACGAUGAGUCGUUCAUCGCGCAGAACAAGCCAUUUAUUGAGAACACGCCCCUGGCCGCACCACGAAAGGGCAUCGACCCGGAGAGAAUCUACGAGGCAUCGCAGAACGCGGGAGGACGGCCGGCGUACAGCGAGGAGGUUGCGGGCGUGGUGGGCAUACUCUGCCUGCCCGAGGCUGGGUGGACGACUGGCAGCGUGAUUUGCGCGAAUGGUGGCAUGAAGUUUAGUACUUAGAGAAUAAGAGGAAGCCCUCUUGGAUAUCAGCUAGUACAUAUGCAUAGUAGUAGUACUGGGGCCUAUGAACAAAAGAGCAACAGUCAAAAUGGAAGCGCACCCUUUUUCUUACCUGGUCAAGACAGU